AUGACGAAACGAUCGUUUGACGGCUCAAUUGACUUUCGAGGGCUCGAAGAAGCCAUUGAGUAUAUAUUGAAUGAGGAAGGGGAUCCCGACGUCAUCUAUGACCUAGUGGCUAUUCCCCUAGACCCAGUAUUAUCACAGAUAAAGAAGAAGGGGGUGAAGAUGAUGUCUUACAAAAUGCAAUUCCGCGAGAUAGAGAGACCAGGAAGAGUUAGAUGUGUGAAG
This is a messenger RNA of Brenthis ino (lesser marbled fritillary), 222 nucleotides long. NCBI's taxonomy places the organism in Eukaryota, Metazoa, Arthropoda, Insecta, Lepidoptera, Nymphalidae. The record is from the annotation of a GenBank genome assembly.